Messenger RNA from Arachis stenosperma, 1435 nucleotides. Its product is annotated as inositol-phosphate phosphatase-like. Bases 330 to 1148 code for a protein of 272 amino acids. The transcript has 13 exons. Lineage: Eukaryota; Viridiplantae; Streptophyta; Magnoliopsida; Fabales; Fabaceae. Gene Ontology annotation, molecular function: inositol monophosphate 1-phosphatase activity. Gene Ontology annotation, biological process: inositol metabolic process; phosphatidylinositol phosphate biosynthetic process; signal transduction. The record is from RefSeq and is a predicted model, not a curated record.
AAAGAUAGACAAUGUGCCUCUUAUUUCCUUUUGGAGGGUUGUUUCCUUCAUUUUAUUUUAUAUAAUGAUGUUCUUAAUAGGUUCUUUCAUUUGUGGCUUAGGGAAGCUUCAUUAGGGCGAAAGAAGACAAGAUGCGGUGUCCAAAUGGACCAAUCCUAACCGUAUCUCUGUCUGAAGGAUAUGCUGGUAUAUUCCGUUAACUCAUCAGUAAAUAGCAGAAUUAUUGAAAAAAGGAUUUAGAUUGAAGAGUGUGCAUUGCACUGAGCGUGUGUAGUAGAGAGAGCUUACAUCAUUCUUGUUUCCAUUACCAAUUUACCAUCAACGAGGCAAUGGCUGACACUGCUGCAGAUUCCCUCUCCGACUUCCUCGCAUCUGCCGUCGACGCUGCUCGCAAAGCCGGCGAGAUUAUUCGGAAAGGAUUCUAUCAGACCAAACACGUCGAGCACAAAGGACAGGUUGAUUUGGUCACAGAAACUGAUAAAGCAUGUGAAGAUCUCAUAUUCAAUCAUCUUAAGAACCUUUACCCCACUCAUAAGUUCAUAGGGGAGGAAACCACGGCUGCAUGUGGCACUACCGAACUUACAGAUGAACCCACAUGGAUAGUUGAUCCUUUGGAUGGAACUACGAACUUUGUUCAUGGGUUUCCUUUUGUUUGUGUCUCCAUUGGUCUUACAAUUGGAAAAGUUCCUACUGUAGGUGUUGUUUACAAUCCGAUUAUUGAUGAGCUUUUCACUGGAGUCCAUGGGAAAGGUGCCUUUUUGAAUGGGAAGCCCAUAAAAGUAUCAACAAAAACUGAUCUAAUAAGCUCUCUUCUUGCAACUGAGGCUGGAACAAAACGUGACAAAGUAACAUUAGACGCCUCUACCAAAAGGAUUAAUAGCUUGCUUUCCAAGGUGAGAUCUCUUCGAAUGAGUGGCUCAUGUGCUCUGAAUCUUUGUGGAAUUGCAUGUGGAAGGCUGGAUGUAUUCUAUGAAACUGGCUUUGGUGGUCCUUGGGAUGUGGCAGGUGGUGCUGUCAUUGUUACAGAAGCUGGAGGUGUUGUAUUUGAUCCUUCUGGUGCAGAAUUUGAUGUAACAGCUCAGCGGGUAGCAGCUUCAAACCCUUCCUUGAAGGAUGCAUUUGUUGAAGCACUGCGCCAAACAGAGUGAGACAUUUACCAUUUAGUCAAAGGACGAGGAAAAAUGCCAUCCAUCCGUACAAAUAAAUCCUUGUUCCUUGUUUAGUUCAUCACUUUUUGCAAAAAUAAUUCUUAGUGGGGAUGACUCAAUUUUCUAAUUGCUUUUGUAGCUUCACCAAAAUUAUAAUAUACUAUUAUACUCUGCAUCUUUAGAAAUACAACUCCUCUGUUUCGUGUAUUCAACCAAUGAAAGUUUAGCACGUAAGACAAGUGCACCAUUGGUAUAAAAACAAAGACAAAUGUCAGGAAAAAUUGCUA